Ceratina calcarata is the source of this 10362-nucleotide messenger RNA. It is a transcript of the gene jing, whose product is annotated as AE binding protein 2 jing. Gene Ontology annotation, biological process: regulation of transcription by RNA polymerase II. The transcript is spliced from 9 exons. The record is from RefSeq and is a predicted model, not a curated record. Gene Ontology annotation, cellular component: ESC/E(Z) complex. The coding region runs from base 149 to 3292 and encodes 1047 amino acids. NCBI's taxonomy places the organism in Eukaryota, Metazoa, Arthropoda, Insecta, Hymenoptera, Apidae.
GCGAGAGGUGGCGGUGGUUUUGUACGGUAGAGGAAAGAAGGGUUAAGUGAGCCGUGCCGGGCCGUACAAGCGAGCUAGCGGUGGCGCGGCCCGUGCUCGUGCCAUAGGGCCUCUGCCAACCAGUAGUGCUCGUCGAUUCGUUUACAAGAUGGCAGACGGUCCGUCCGCGGAAGACGCGGCCGCCGACUUGAGGGACAGUGAUUUUCGUUUGACGAGGGAACGGCACAAACGUCAGGACGCCUCGUCUUCUAUGACGUCCUUCAUUGUGGGUCAGAAUAUCGCGAGACGCAUCCGCCAAGACGCUUCGGUGUUCGAGAAUCAUCCUUAUCAUAGGCAACAACAUCGGUCUCUGCGUCAUAAUUCUCAUCUUUUACGCCGAUACCCUGGUAAUGCAAACGUUAACGGUGUCAACAACAACAAUGGUGGUGGCGUCAUCAUGAUCAACAAUAACCAUCACCUUCCAAAUCAUCAUCAGUUCGUGAGCAAAAACGAGAGUGAUUGCGUUGACAUGAUUUGUGUUACUCCGUUCACAUCACCGAUCAACGAGGAUUACGAGGAAGAAGACGACGAAGACGACGACGACGACGUCGACGAGGAUGACGACGAUGACGACGACGACGACGACGACGACAACGACUACGAUGAUGAGUUAGAUGAAGAAGAUGACGAGAUAGGAACGAACAGGAAGAAGAGUGCAUCGAAAGAAUAUCGUGGCGGUGUUCGGAUCGAUGUAACAAAGACGGUGAAAAAUGGAACGAGUGGCGGCGAUAAUAGUAAUGGUAAUGGUAACGGUAGCAGUAAUAAUAAUUAUAAUAAUACUAAUAAUAACAAUAAUGGUAAGAGUGGUGGUGAGGGUGGUGCGAUGACCGGUCACGCGACCGCGAUGGUGACGGCAACGGCGACGCGCGAUGACAAUGCUGCUAACUGUUUGGUCGGCGAUGGGCGACGGUUGUGGACCACCGUUUUCCUCGACGCGGAUGCUCCGAGAGUAGACGGCGCGGGUGCAAGCGAAAUGAACGAGUGCCGUCGCGCGGAGGACAGGAACAGGGACGAGCACGCGUUAGAAAAAGUGAAUCGCCUCGGUUGCGAUAAGAGGAGCGAGGCCGGCGGCGACGGAGCCGAGGACGCGACACAAAACACGACGGACCGCAUAGUUAGUGAUGGCAGUAGUGAUCGUGGUAGUAGUAGUGGUGAUGGUGUUGCUGAUGCCGCUGCUGCUGUUCCUACUUCUGGCGGUGGUGAUGCUGGUGCCGCUGGUGCUACUGCAAAUGGCCUCCUCGCCAACAGGCAUCAGGGCAGCCCUUUUAAGGGACAAGUUAGGAUGGCCGAGGACACCCUCGUCGGCCCUUGCGGCAAGAAGCGGUGCGCCGAUCGAUACGACAGCUCCGAGAGUUCUGACAGUGGCGUUGCUAUAUCAUGCGGCGAGUGCAGCAGCAGUGGUACCAGCGAUAUUACGGAACCGGGUUCACCGUGCAGUACCAGUAGCGACGAAGGGGUAGCGAUACGGGGCGCGUCUGCCAGUCCACUUCCGUCCCUACCCAAGCUGGCGCCGUCCUCGCAGGUCGGCACCAGGCCCCAGUGGCCCUGGACCCCGCCAUUGGCAGCCACCCCGUGCUCUACCUACAAGAGGCUCAGGGGUGAGCCCGAGGCUGGCGCCGUACCAAGGUCCGGGGCCGCGGAUCCAACUUUCCGGGGAACCAUUAAAUCGAAACCGAACGUCGGGCAUCAUCAUCAGGAGUCGUCUCAGGGGAAGAUCACCGAGUACUUUAAAACUCAAAUUAAACCUCAGCAGCUAAAGAUCAAGAAGAACAGCGAGGCCAUGUCGGUAUUGGUCGCGAAGAGUUCAACGGAGUUUCGGAGGCCGUCCACGAUCCAGAGGAACAAGGCUGGCUUGGCCAAAUACCUAGGGACCGUGACGCCUAAUGGAAGAAUGAACAACUCCAACAAUGAUUGGGAAGUAAGGAGCACGUUGACGGUACCGUCGCCGGUGAAGAGACCGCUGCCGGUAGUGAUAAUACCGAGGACCAAUGGUAAGAUGGAUAAGAAGCUGCCUAAACCGAUGGUCAGCCUGCCCGUGUCAAACGAUGUAUUGAAGAGCAUCCCGAGUUGCAAGAUCACGUCACUAAGGUUAUCUACGGAUCCAAUGUCGGGCAUAAAAAAUAUUUCGACGUCACCGUCGACACCAACACCUGCUCUAACCAACGAGGUUGCAACCCUCGAUUUUAAGGGAUGCAUACUUUCGAAGCCUCACACGAACGAAAACAACAAUCUGACGAACGGAUGUGGGAGCAUCCUCGACUCACUGAGGUCUCAGGCCAGCGUGGACCCAUUGGCGAGGCUAAAAGUACCGGAGUCGGAAACCGAGAAGAUUAAGGAGCGACAGGCGAGUCCCACCGACGAUGUCGAGGAAGAGGAAGAGGAUUCGAGGAGCAGCGUAUCGAAGCCACCUUUGUCGCCUAUUCUUUCUGCGCCGACCACCAUACGAUUUCCGGCCAGGGAACCGGAGCGGCAGCAAGGGGCAGACAGCGGUGUCUGUCGAUGGGACAAGUGCGAAGACAACUUCGAAUCGAGCGGAGAACUUCUCGAGCACUUGCAGGUGGCGCAUAUUAACUCGCAAACUGGAGGCGACAAUUUCGUUUGCCAGUGGCAAGGAUGCAAAGUACAAGGGAGAAGCUCCUGCUCCAGGAGGUGGCUGGAACGCCACGUGUUAUCGCACGGUGGCAACAAACCCUUCCGCUGCAUCGUCGAUGGCUGUGGAAGCAGAUUCAGCUCUCAGCCCGCUUUGGAGAGGCAUGUGAACGGACAUUUCAAUCAAUCGGAGAAUAGCAACAGCAGUAAACGGAGUUGCGAAAGCGGAGGAAAACUGGUCAGAAGAAAUGGGAAACGUCUCCGAUACAGGCGGCAACCUUGGUCAGCGAGGAUAUUCGACUACUUCGAUUCUGGGGUGAUGGAAGGUCUCCAGCACAGGCUACACCAAUUGGCGAAGUCAAGAACGCAAGGUCGUCUCGCGGAGACUCCGGGAAAUUCGAUGGCCCUAACUAGUCAAGUAUUAGCUCGAAGAGUAGAAUUGGAUGGGAAGACUAAAGUUCUGCUGCGAUGGUAUCCUCCAGACAUCGAGCCGGACGAGUGGGUGCUAGAAUCCGAAGUACAAAGCACGAAGAACGUGGGUAUAAGAAAAGCUGCGGCGAGCCACCCCGAAGAAGUUAGCCUCGCCCUACAUCCGGCAAUAAGCGACGACCCGCCGCCGGUGACGCGAGUGAAGCAGCGUCGAAAACCGGUGAAGAACUCGUGAUGAUGUCGACGUCACGGUGACCGAGGAUAAGCGUAACGAUUAAGAACCAACCGAUGAUACAAAAGCCAGAGAACUGCGUCAGAGACGAGUCCUGUAUCAGGACGGUACUCGAGUUUUCUGGUCUGUACAGAAGGGGCUUGGUGAACCGACAAACCGGAACCGAAACCGGGGUUAAACGUUCUGCCUCGCGAGAGUAAGGAUGGAUGUCCAAACGGGAGAAUCGACGUUCGAGAAAAACGCUACGCGCGAAGAUCAAAGGAGCCAUUGCGAGCUGUAAGAGUCUCGCAUCCUCGGCUGUGGAACCGAACAAGGAGAGACAAACAAACGGAACGAAUCACUGGGAAUGUAGCUGAAGAGUACCCGACACGUGGGGAAGAAAGAGUAAAUACAUUCUAAUUUAUUUAGCCUAAAUCGAUCGAUCUUUAGGUGAUAUAAUUAGUAGAAUCGUUGUAAUAGCGAUGAAGCGAUAUUCUUGUUGCCUAUCGAUAACUAAAUCGUCGAAACGUUGGGGUCGAUUCCUGCCACGAGUGCCUGUCGCGUUAGAUUGCGUCCGAUAGCAAGGCGCGGCUCGCACUCGUCGGACUCGGAAGGGCUAGGCUUGGGCCUCAAAAGUGCCUCACCGUGGAUGCGUUUUUAUAUCGGUGACCGUCGUACAAGACCAAUGAAUAAAACGACGGUGUUGAAUUAAAAUGCAAAAAAAUAAUAUUAAAGAAAAAUAAAAACAAUAACGCAAAACUAAGAUUUUACUCGGCGCGUUAAAACGCGCGGAGAAGAGGAGGAAAAAAAAGUAGAAGACGCUGUUAAACGUUAGUUGACGAUUGUAAGGAGAUAAUCACUCUGGUGGCCUUAGGAAUCAAUUAAUAUCUAACAAUGGCCCCUUGGCACUUCCGGGCCCUGUUUAAGAUACCCCUAGCAAGAGAGAAAUCGGGAAAGAAGAAUAAGGGGUGCAGAAUAUGAAGGGUGCUGCGAAACGUAGACCUGCACCACUCACCCUCGACCCUAAACCAACAUUCAAAAGUAAAUGCGUAUCUACCUCGAUCUUCAACUCGGUAGAAAUUGAUGGAGGCCGUUGUCGUACGACGAGGGAGGAAACGAGGAGAAGCUGGAAGGAGAACGAGAUGAAGAGAGGGUGAGCGUGAGCUCGUGGAUUAUGCCGGAUAACAAAAUCUUACGAAAAGAGAACGGACAAUGGACGGAGGAAAUCGCAACGUGGUAUCGACGAGGAAGAAACGAAACAAGCUUGAUUUUUAUUUUUGAAAAUGGGGACUCGAUGCAAAACUUGAAAUGAGAAAGAGAUAAGUCGAACGAUUGAUGCGCCAACAAUGGAAUUUCUAUCGAGGUUCAUUUGUUUUUUCCCUUUAGAAAGAGUUGUACAAAAUGAAAUUAAAAUAGAGAGAAAAAGAGAAGAAAUAGAAUAAGAGAGAGAAGAAUUGCGUGCCCGAGAUGUAUACGAUUUCUCAGGCACUCCAUCCUCGCCUAUUUUUACUUUUCCUCUGGAUUAGGUGCAGCAUGCGCAUGCAGACUUGUCGCUAUAUAACGAGGCAAUAACAUCAAGCGAUUAUUUCUUUCCGUUUAAUCCCUCUUGUUUAAUUGUUACCUUCGCCGAGUCGGCGCGAACAAGAAAAUUACCAAAGCAGGAAUCUCCACACAAUUGUCCAUUUCGCCGUUGGAUCUCAAAAUCUUUUAUAGAUUUUCGAAUUCGAACAGUUCCAAGUUUCAUUGAUUUGCCGUUCCAUUCGAUCGGAAGAAGAAACGUCAAGAGGAGAGAAGACAGGAAAACGCAUUGAAGAAACGUGAUUGAACGAUCAGUUGGAGAUACCUGCGCCAAAAAUGUAUUAUAUCUCCGGAAAGAAAUGUGAGUAAGUCGACAGCGAGAGCGAAUGUAUCGUGCUGUAUGAUUAGUAACGAGAAGAACUGUUACUGCUCUAUAUAAGGAUAAAAAGAAACACGAUGGCUGUGUUACAUUUUCCACGGAGUUAACUAAAGAAGAAAAGGGGUUGGGGGAUUAAAUUGAACGCGAAAUUACGAACAAAGAAGCAGGGAAGAAGAGGAGGACUGGAUACGUCGGAUCGCUAUUUUUCAUAGGUGUAGAUAACGCCGACGAUCGUAGAAAAUCUAUUUCUCGUAUCGCGGAAGUCUCUGACAUCAUGAUGGAUGUGUGAUGCCGCACGUUGUACACAUAUAAUAAUUGUAGAUGGUAAAAGAGAAAUACAUUGUAAAUUAAGAGAAGUUAUGAGUUGGAGAGGAUAGAGAUACGUGUCGACGACGUGUUGUGUAGCUGGUAUCGAGUUGAUUGAAAGGAAUCGAACGUAGGAAGACUGCGAAUGAGACAACUGGAGCGGAAGAGGAGAAACUUGGAAUACACACACACGGACAGAAACACCUACACACACCAGCUAAGAAACACUGCCAAUACGAUUUUAAUUAAGGAACCUCUAAGCUAAUUGAUCGAUUAAUUAUUCUUACUAUUAUUAUUAGGAUAAAUGUAUAACCCGAUAGAUCUCUAGUUGCCGCGAACGUAUGGAAAAAGCGUCCGGAUUUCCUAGAUUCGCGUACGCGCGCAAAUCUUUUCGUCGGUCGCAAUUAUAAAAUAGAGGUCCCACGCUAGUUUCCUUCCUGAAUGCACCGACGAACAUGUUUGUCGGCGCGCGCGCGUGUUCACGAGUAAUCGCGGUCGAGCGAAUGUACAUAGUUAGAUGAAAUUAUCGAUAGACAUUGCUCGGCGGUACGAACACCGCCGUUAUCUUGGGGAUAUUCAAAUCGCCGACCGAUUCCAAACGAGGAGAGAUCCCUUUUUUAAAACCCGCGUCUCUUGUUUCGGUGAGAAGAGUCGUGAGGGUGGGUCUGGAAGAGAAGAACGAUUCGCGCACGGGGAGGAGAGACGUGCCACUGCCAAGUAAAAUCGUGCACUGCCAAAAAGGAAAUCAUGCACUGCCAGCCGUUCUAAAAGUCACAUUCAUACAGUCAAUAGCUGCACACCCAUAGAAACUAAUCUCACUUUACAAAAGCUAUCGCGCUUCUAUCUUAUACUAGGUAGUUCCGAGUUUGUUAGGCGCGAAUCGUUUUCGAAAACUGCCCACCUUCCGACCGAUCGAUUUUUUUUACUUUUUUUUUUAGUUUUCCGUUUUUUAUGAUACUGCCAGUCUGUCGUCGGCAGACGCAAAUCAAGGCACUGCCAGCGAAACAUAAGACAGAGCAAAUCUCAGUCGCAUAUGUAUGUAUGUAUGUAUGUGUGUACCACGUAUAUCUCAUCGUAUAUACAUACAUAUAUGUAUGUACAAUUAUUAUACAUACGCAUAUUCAUUGAAAAUCAUUAUUGAAUUUGAUGCAGGCAGAUUGAUUUACGUGCAUACGUUUCGUUUGUUUUCCCUCUUUCACCGUUGGCGCAGAAUGUUUCCCUCGUUAAUACUUCGGUUUUCGAGGCUCCCCGGCUGUUAGCUGCGUGCGCGAAUCAUUCCUCGCGUUUGCCGUUCUCGUUCCUUAUUGUUUUUCGUCUCGUUCGGUAAUCUCGUGGCGUGGUUACGAUUCACUCGUCGUUCCUUUAGUUCCACUCGCGUUAGAUUCUCUUAGGUCCAUUAGAUUAGCAGAAGAAUGCUAUCACGGGUGGUACCACGUUCUCUCACGCGGAAAUCCUCGUAUUUUUUCUUCAUCCUCGCGAGAAUCAAGAGUUCUUUUCUUUGAAAAAUAGAAGAGAUAUCGUAGGAUCGAUUAUUAGAUUUAGGAUGUCUAGUUAGAAAUCAUUAAGUUUAUUUUGCGCGAUUAGGGUGUAACUUGAUUCUCUUGUUUCGCGACGCGGUGGAACGGCAGUUGAAAUUUCCGAUCACGCUUGAUCUCGUGACAGUGGACCGUGACGAAAAAUUUAAGUCGAUACGAUCCGGGAAUCUGAUCUUUCUCUCGAGUCUAAUCGUUUCGUAAACGUAUCUAAUAGUUGAGUAAAGUGAAAAACUAUCCGAAAACGGAUUUGAGUUGUGACUGAAUUAUUCGAUUUACUAAAAGAUAUGUCCGUUGUUUUUGCGAGGAAAAGUUUGGUCACGGCGGACGAAAAGAGGCAAAACACCGGGAAACAGAACGGAAAAAGACUGCCCAAGUAUCGAGAUGGUUUACUUUAAAUUUAAGAAGGACGCAAUUGUACGUACGUGCGUUUUUGCGCCUUUUCGUAAGAGGAACCCGCGAGAUACGUUUUUCGCUCGUACUCCUCGAUGAUUUAGUGUCCCUAUCUUAAUCCCGUUUUUUUAUAUCGAUCAUUUUUUUUUAGGAUUAGUAACUUUUAUUCACGCGAUUCUACACACUAAACAGUAAAUGUAUAUUUUAGCGAGACGUUGUAAAGCUUUGCGCAAGUAAAUAGGUAUCGAUUAGCGUCGGGAGCGAGCGAGAGAGAGACUCGAUCUGGGAAAGAGCUACGUUUCAGAAACUUGUUCCCCUCUUUUCGUUUUGAAACUGAUUUUUGUGCGAAUACGGUAUGCUUUAUAGCUACUCGAUCGGGUCUCAAUUUUGUACAUGUGUGAAAAGCGUAAAGAGAAAAAUGAGAGACAGAAUGUUUACGUGGACAGAAUGCGAAAGAGUCGAAAGCAAAGAGCACGCUGUUAUAAUUGUAAUAAGGCGUUUAGAACACUGUGUAAAUAAAAGAACACGAUCGAUCACGACAGUAAGUCCGGAUGAAAAGAAAUAAAUACCAGAUUACGAAACGAUGGGCGAGAAAAUGCGAAAUGAAGGAAAAGUAUGUAGAAGCGUAUUGAGAAAUAUUACAUUUUUUUGCAAUUUAAUACUGAAGACUUUUAAAGGAUCAUUUGGAGUCGUAUUUUUCCGAUAUUUUUCUUGCUUAGAAUUUGGUACGAUCAUGUGGGAAAUGAAGACCUUAGUGUUUUUCUUUUACAAAAAAAAGAGAAAAUCGACGACAUCGCUACAUCUGUUCUUUUCUCAUCGAUUCAAAGCGUGCACUUAAAUUGCGAAAUUUAUCGUUGGUACAGAGAUAACUUUGUAACGCAAGGAUGCAAGAAGUAAAAUCUGACCAUAUUUUCAAUCCACUCGACCCUGCAACCCUCGAGUACGAUCGCGUCUAUACAUAUAGUACAUGUUUGUAACUGCGCACAGAAACGAAAGCAAUAGAAUAAAAAUAAGUGUAGAUACUUUAGAAUGCCAACUUGUUAACGCUCUCCGAAUAGAACGUACUCAGGAGUUGUACCGAGUAGAAAAGAAACCGCCUCAAACGUGCUUCUCGUGCCGGUGCUUCGGAUUUCAAACGAGCGAUAGCGUUCAUUCGAUUCGUCCACUUAUUAAACCCACCGAUUCAUCGAGUUUCAUUUACCCGUUCAAUUUUUUUCAAAUCGUGCGAGUUUCAAUUCCGAAUUGCCUGCACGACGUAGCAUACACAGCCGAAUUUAAUGACAAAUUUCGAUGCGUUUGACGACGAGGAAAAAUUUACUUUCUUGUUCAUCGUGAAAAAGAAAUAAAAGGCGAAACGACUGGUUUAAGACGAGAAUCGUCCACCGAAUCUGGCUUUCUAGUUUUCACGGCUCUCUCUCUGAGGUGCAAGGAUAUUUUUUGUAUAAACGCGCGGCUUUGUAAAUGUACAAAAGAAAAAUUAAAAAAAAAAUAUGAAAAUAAAAUAGUAGAAUUAGUACGAACGAUUACGAAUAGAGAAACAUACGUUAGGAUGGGAUAGAGUCUCGCCCGACCGCGAGGGAGAAAAUCGUCAGAGUGAUUAUUUUAUCAAUGUAAAUAUGUAACUGAAGCGUUAUCGAGUAACGAUGUAGUCGUUUUUUUAAUCGAUCGGCGCGGUGGCUAUAGGCAUAGCGGUAUUACGAGCAUAGUGUUUGCAUUUAUUAUAAAUUCUAUGUAAAAGUGCGGGGAGAUUCGCGGUGACCGCGAGUCAGAGAUCGCGUCGUGUAUACCGUGUAUUCGGAUCGAUCGAUCGAGCGAGAAGUAGAGGCACGGUAAUAUACAUAGUCGACGUUCCUUUCGUAAACUUCUUCCAUAUCGUUUGCUCGCGGCGAGCUUAUUAUUCCCUUUACUCAUCGUAUUACGGAAUGCGUAUCUCUUCUCUUAUAGUACGUGUACGAUCAUUCCACGAUUCUUCCGUUCGGUUUUGCUCUCCCUGUUGGUCGCGACUAAUCAGCUUGUCACGGGCACGCCGCGAUGGUUUGUUUCGGUUCGGAGGCGUGUCGUAAUAAAGAAAACAGUAGACGAUUAAAUAUUGCAUAGUUUCGAUUAAUAAUAAAUCCUUUAGACUACGUAGGGAAACUGCGCGAGGGGAUGGCGUUUUUCGCCGUGGCGUGUACAAUAAAAGUCGGGGAAUCAUUUUUCGAUCGUUUGGUGGUAUAUUUCCCGAUCGGCAGGGAACCGCGACGUAAAAUGAAAACUGGAAAGCCCAACUCCGAUCAUGUUCACUCACAUCGUUUCUUCAUCGAAGAUUGCUUCAAUUUUUCACGACUCAAAGCGAAGUGGCAAUAAAUCGUGCGUGAUCUCGGAAACGAAGUAUAUCCCAUUGCACUCUCGGUAUUUUAAUUGUUACGGCUAGGGGUGGUCAUUUGCCACUUCAUUGCGUGAAACUACGUUUUCUCGUAACGAAUUGACACUGCGAAUUGAAAGAAACCGAAGAUCAGUCCGGGGAAACGAGAGGUGAAAGAGCAAUCGCUUCGCACUGCCAAACGGAAAAUAUAUAUGUAUGUAUGUAUGUAUGUAUAACAGAAGCUUAACGUCUCGCAUUCGUUGCGUGGAUCGAUAUUCGUCGAGCGAUCGUCGAAGGCACCGCGGUGUUCAUUAUGUAUUAAUCCACAUAGUGGUAACCCCGAGAGAAUCAGAGUAAAAACGAUGAGAAAAUGAUGAGUGCGCGUAGGACGAGAUGAUAAUAUUACCUGUAUAUGCGUAUAGGUGAAGCGUACGCGAAGUUUUUUAAGACCCGUAUUAAGCGCGAGAACGUGUGAAUAAAUAAACGAGACGUCGAACAUGUGCUUUUGACUUUUUGGAUACUUUCAUGUACAAACACGAAUGAUGGUUUAUAGCUCAAGGAGAAUAUUAAAGAGACAGAUAUUGUAAGAGAGUAAUAAUAAUUUCACGGUUACGAUAUCGAA